ACCAAUGCACCAAAAUUUUGUCCCCAAAUUUUUGUCCGUUGUAUAGGUCAGGUUCUGUGUUGAUGGUGUUCCCGAACCAUGGUCACUCUUGAACUGCACAUCAAUGGAUUUUACACUUCCAAGACCAGCUUCUGAAAACCCUAAUUGAUUAUUUGCCAUUCGAUUUGAAUAAGUACUUUUGGAAUUGGAUUGAGCAAUAGCAAUCUUCCAAUAUCAGGAAUCAGUGGAAAUAAAUGGAAUCGGACGAAGACGAUUUUGUUUUCUACGGAACGCCGAUAGAACGCGAGGAAGAGUUAACCAGCCGCAGAAAGAAGGCCAUUGCCGAGUCCUCUGGUCACCUCCGAUCCCUCCCUGCUUGGAAGCAAGAGGUUAGAGAUGAGGAGGGGCGGAGAAGAUUCCAUGGAGCUUUUACAGGAGGUUUUUCUGCUGGUUACUAUAAUACAGUGGGUUCAAAGGAAGGGUGGGCACCUCAGUCAUUUAAAUCAUCCAGGAAGAACAGAGCUGAAUUCAAAGAGCAGAACAUAUUGAAUUUUCUAGAUGAAGAUGAGAAAGCUGAAAUGGAAGGUCAGCUUUUGGGGACGUCUUCACAGUUUGACACAUUUGGUUUCACAGCUGCUGAAAUUGCUCGCAAACAAGCUGAGAAGGAACAGAAACAGAGGCCAUCCAUAAUUCCUGGACCUGCUCCUGAUGAAAUAGUUGUUCCAGCUACCGAGUCUGUUGGGGUAAAACUUCUCUUGAAGAUGGGAUGGAGUCGUGGUCGCUCAAUCAAGGAUUCACAUGCUGAUGCACUGUAUGAUGCCAGAAGACAGGCUCGGAGAGCUUUCUUAGCAUUUUCUUCAGAUGAUCCGAAAAUGAAAAUUUCCAAGUCUGAGCCUAUCAAGGAUGAUAUUGACAAUUUUCCUGAGCAGCCUGUGAAUGAUGAUCAGUUCUCCAAGAGCACACCGGUUUAUGUACUCAACCCAAAGCAAGACUUGCAUGGAUUAGGUUUUGAUCCUUAUAAACAUGCUCCUGAGUUUAGAGAGAAAAAACGAUCACGCUUAUCCAGUAAGAGGGGACAUGGGUACAGCAAAAACAUUUCCUCAAGAGAUAGUCUUUUUGGUUUCAAGUCAGGAAAGGCUGCCCCUGGUUUUGGCAUUGGAGCACUUGAGGAACUUGAUGCCGAGGAUGAGGAUGUCUAUGCCAAUAGUUAUGAAUUUGAAGAUGCUGUUCAAGAAACUGAGGAACCUUCAAUGUUGAGCAUAGAAAAUCAGAGAAAGAAAGAGCAGAAGGACAAGGGCGAUCUGCCUGGUUUUAGAGUUGCAUCAAAUUCUGACUAUAAAAUGGAAAGAUUUGAGGCUCCUCAGAUUCCCAAGGAUUUUGUGCCCCGCCAUGCCUUUUCUGGACCUCUUGACAUUAACCGCAAGAACUAUGAACUCCCUCCACCAGAUGUUUCUCCUCCCGAGGAUAGCAAUUUAAAACUAUUAAUUGAGGGUGUUGCUAAUCUGGUAGCUAAAUGUGGUAAACUAUAUGAGGAUUUAUCUAGAGAAAAAAAUCAAUCAAAUCCAUUGUUUAAUUUUCUGUCUGGAGGAACUGGCCAUGAUUAUUAUGCAAGGAAAUUGUGGGAGGCACAACAGAAAUGCAGUAAUCAAACUAAGCAGCAGUUGGAUGGAAAAAUGCCUCACAGUGGGCAGAGGUUGUCAGCUGAGAGUCGGGGCCAGAUCUUAGGAGAAAAACCUCUAGAAAGAAGCUCCCAAGAUGCAUCCUCAUCUGUUGCUUCUACAGAUGUUCAGCUCCAAUUUAAUCUCACAGAUACAUUUACUAAGUCGGUAUCAUUUAGUGAGUUAAUGAAUGUUGAAAAGCCUUUCAAAGAUGAUCCUGCAAAGCAAGAAAGAUUUGAGCAGUUUCUUAAGGAGAAGUAUAAAGGGGGAUUACGCACUGCAAGUGCUAGUUUAGCUAGUGAUAUGUCAGAAGCUGCUCGUGCUCAAGAGAGACUAAGUUUUGAGGCUGCAGCGGAGGCAAUAGAAAAGGGGAAACAGAGCAGGGGAAGCAAGCCUUUAGUUCCAUCUUCCAUGGAUUUCAUCCCAGGUGGUGUUAUGCAGUUCACUUCUGGUGAAGUCGAGUCAAAGAAAGACCUGCAAGCUGAAGAUUUAUUGGGGAAGAAAAUGUACCCUAAGAGGGAAGAGUUUCAAUGGCGUCCUUCACCUCUUUUGUGCAAACGCUUUGAUCUUAUUGAUCCUUAUAUGGGAAAGCCACCACCUGCUCCACGGAUUAGGAGUAAGAUGGAUUCCUUGAUUUUUACAUCAGAUUCAGUCAAAGGCACCAAAUUGGACGUGCCUGUUACUUCAAAGAAAGACACCCCACCUUUGCAACAAUCUACUCAUAAAGACGUAACCAAAAGUAUUACUGAAAAUGAAACUGAAGGGGAUGUGGAAGUUGAAAAUAUUGAAAGGCCAAUUGACCUAUACAAGGCUAUUUUCUCUGAUGAUUCUGAUGAUGAAGGGGAAGACUCUAGUAUUAGGAUGGUGGAUAAUCAAGAAAAGAAAGCUGAAGUAGCUAAUACAGCAUUGAGCCGUCUGAUUGCUGGUGAUUUUCUGGAAUCAUUGGGCAAGGAACUAGGCCUUGAGGUUCCUCCUGAUAUGCCUUACCCAACACAGAAUUCCAGGAAUGUUGUACCUCAGAAAGAAAUUGCCAAUGAAGAUGGAAGAACUGACAUCCUGAAGAGUGAAAAUAACAGUGUGACGUCAUUAAAUCAUGAUUUGCCAAAUUAUCAGGACAUUGCUCAUGAGGGGGAUCCAUCAAAAGGUGACACCAUUCAUGGAAAUAUGCAUGAUAGUAUUAAUAUCAAAACCAAGGCAACCAGUAUUUCAGACAGCAAACGCGGCAAGUCUGAUGGUGAGAGUAUUGAAGAUGACAGGAAAAUUAAAUCACCUUUAAUCGACAGCAGAGGCUAUAGCAGCAACUCGGAAGAGGAAAGGAGCAGAAAGCGAUCUAACAGGGAAAAAUAUGAAGAAAGGAAAAGUAGAACACCUUCAACACAUCGCCAAGAUUAUAGCAGCAGUUCUUCAUUAGAAGUGGAAAGGAGCAGAAAAAGUUCCAGGCAUCGUCGACACAAAAGGCAUGAUGCAGGAAGUGAUUUAUCUAAUGAUGAAAGGGAUAGACACCGUUCGAGGUCAAAAGGGAGAAGGAAAGGUUCUUCUCAAGAAAAAAACAGUGGAAGUAAAAAACACUCAAAACAUCACAAGCAAAGAAAGCAUGACUCUCCAAAUAGAUCGUCUUAUUAUAGCACAGAGAAGGACAAUGCACAUUCCAAAAAAGAGAAAAGGCGGAGGGAAUAAGCGAGAGAAUUGUUUCCUUUGUUAAAGAACUUGGAAUUAUGCUGGAGGAUCGUUGCUGUAUUAAAAGAUGUUACUACGUUUCGAGGUUUUGAUGCUGAGGUGCACCUUAUGGAUUUAAUUUCUUAAGAGCGAAACUCAGGCCUCUUAUUGUAAUAGGUUGCUUUGUUCACUGCCUCGAAGUAACGCUGCUUAAUUCAAUUCCCCUACCCUAUCGUUUCUUGGAUGUGAGGAAAUGGAAUUGUUACCUGAUUAUUUGGACUAAAAGUUAGGGAGUCCUGUACCAAAACUAAAAACUAGUUGGGGGUUUAGGUAAUGCUUGGUUCUAAGGUUACCCGUUAGGACUCGUUUGGACGUCGGAACUAGAAUUGGAAUUGACUCAGAAUUUUAAAUUUUAUGUUUCACUUUUACAAAGAAUUUGGAUAUAAAAUUAAAAUUUUAAAUUCAAUUCCAUUGUGAGUGUACGAUCUAUAACUUUAAAAUAUUGACACUAUACACACACACAUAUAUAUAACUAAAAUAUAUUCAUGACUAUCAAAUGAAUUACUAUCAUUUAAUAUAAAUUAUUCAAUUAUUUU
Messenger RNA from Abrus precatorius (Indian licorice), 3889 nucleotides. Its product is annotated as G patch domain-containing protein TGH. Bases 234 to 3314 code for a protein of 1026 amino acids. NCBI's taxonomy places the organism in Eukaryota, Viridiplantae, Streptophyta, Magnoliopsida, Fabales, Fabaceae. Gene Ontology annotation, biological process: mRNA processing. The transcript has 16 exons. Gene Ontology annotation, molecular function: RNA binding. The record is from RefSeq and is a predicted model, not a curated record. Gene Ontology annotation, cellular component: nucleus.